CAUCGAUCAUCAUCAUCAUCACGAUCAUCACCGCAACGAUCGUCGCAAGAAUCGACAACAACCAGACGAACAACCAAGAAAUUGGAAACGACAAGAAGAGGAUCAACCGACAAUCUUUCCCACGCCAGCCAUGCCGACGACAAGAUCAGCUUCCCGCUCACGUAGCACCAUCUCGCCAUCAAACUCGAUCGUCUCUUCCCCCUCGCAAUCGACGUCAGCAUCGGUAACAGCAUCAGCAUCGGCGUCUACUUCCACUCCUAUCCGACUAUCCACCCCGACUCCGGUUCAUAUGCAGAACAUGUUCACCCCACCCCACCCCCAGUCUCAUUUGCAACAGGGUUCCAACCCGUCCACCCCGACCCCUUCCCGAUCGACGAGAUCCACCUCGAAACUCCGGGAAUCACAAACACACCCCAACUCUCAUCCUCAUCCUAACUCGGCAGAAGGUUCUCCCUCGGUAAACCUGGACUUGCACGUUCAUCCGAUGAGCACCCGACAUCAUCCCGUCCCCGCGCCCGUGGAUAAUUUGAAUGUCAACGGGACGCCUUUGAGGAGAUCAGCUAGGAGUCGGAGUGCGAGCGCUACGCCCAUCUCCGGCUUGGGUGUGGGUGUUGGUGUGGGGUCGCCGGCUGUAGGAUCGAUUGCGGCUUCAGGUUCAGGAUCACAACUACAAUUAUCGCAACAUGGCUCGAUUCAAACGCCCAAGAAGAAGACCGGCAUGGAAGUCGAAGUAGAGAUCCUAACUCCUACUCCGACCCGCAAGUCGAAAUCGACACCGACGCCUCGAUCGAGGUUAAAUUCCUCCACACCGACAUCGACACCCAACAAAUCCAUCCCCGGGUCUGGACCCAAGUCGAGCAGGUCGGAUUCGAUAUCCAGGGUGGGCAAGUCGGAUUCGAUGAUCACGGACGACAUGCUCGGCCCCGAUCCCGAGGUGGGACAGGCUAUCGAGGUCUCUUCUGACGACGACGACGAGAACGAGAACGAGGAAGAUGAUGAGGAACACGCUGGAGCUAGUCAGGAAAGCUCUCGGAGCGGGGGUAGGGGUAGAGGUAGGGAAGUCCGACAGGUUGGGAAUGCCGCACAUUUGACGGCAGCCGGGUUGGGGGAAGAGGUCGUUGCGGCGCAUACUAGAAGCCAUGACCACGAUCACGACGAGCAGGAAGAUCAGGAUGACCAGGAAGAUCAGGAUGAACAGGAAGAUCAGGACGAACAGGAAGAUGAGCAGGAGGAAGCUACACCUCGAGCUGGAUCGAGGAGUUUGCCAGUUGUUGUCGAGGAGGCCGAGGAAGAGGAAGAGGAGGAAGGGGAGGCGGAUGAAGGCUCGUCUUCCGGUGAAGAUGAUGAUGAGAAAGAGGAGAACAGCUCAAGCGAUGAUGAUAGUGAUGACGAGAGUGAUGACGAGAGUGAGGAAGAAGAGGAAGAGGAUGAAGAUGAAGAGGAAAUCGACCCGGAACUUCUCCUCGCUCGCGCUCUUCAAUCCGCUCAGGCCAAGAAGUCGGCCGUACCCUCCUCUGGGUCCGAGACGACACCCGUGACGGAGGAGAAGGGUCAGUUGGAUGGCGAGGAAGAGGAUGUUUGGGUUUUGGAUCCCGAGGCCAAGGAGCGGGAGGAGAAGAGGAAACGCGAAAGACCGAUCCCGGGGCUCGAACUGCCCAAGACGGAUAUCCCCCUACAUAACCUAUCUCUGGGCCCGCACGAUCGACUCGGCAAGAAACGGCUCGAACGUGAACGGCUGCGUCGAGCCGAGCAGGAAGGGGUUGAGGCUGAAGGUGUUGCUGCGAAGGGGAAAGACAGCAAGGGCAAGGGCAAGGGGAAGAUGACGGUCGAAGAGGCUGUCAAGCGUGGAGUCGAGGUGGACGAUGCCGAGUACGAGAAGCAGUUGAGCAGGAAAGAAAAGCUCGCGCUUCCUCCUCGCAAGACCGCCUCUCAAGCCUGGUCGGCGAUGCCUACGAUUCCCUCGGCGCUGUUACCCCAGAUGAAACGGGAUUACCAGGCCAUGCAUCUGAGGGACUCGUUGGACCCCAAGAGAUUCAUGAAGGGCAAGACCAAGUCGACCGUGCCCGAACAGUUUGCCAUCGGAACGCUCGUCGCCCCACCUCGACACUUGCAAUCCACCACCCUCACCCGAGAACGACGUUACAACCCGGGCGACAUCGUCCAGAGCAUCGUCGCGGACCAAGAGCUCGGAGGGUACGCCAAGAGGAAAUUCGACGAUUUCGCUGGGAAGCGGAUGGAACACGGACGAGGGAAGGGGUGGAAGAAGAGGAAGGGGGUGGAUUGGAAGUAGGCAGGCUCGGACGUGCUGGGCAGCGAGAGGGGGGUUUGCAAUUUGUUCGUCGAUUGCGUUGUGGAUGGGUGGUCCCUCGACUCUGAAGUCUGCUUCGGCUCGAGUAGAGGGAAACGUCAGACGGAACGCUGACCGUGUUUCACGCUCUUUUCCUUCUUCACUACAACGGGGUCUGAAACAGGUAAUAAUCGGGCAUUAUGAAGCCAUGCUGAUUACAUACAGGCGACGGUGCACAUCGUGCAAAACAGCUGAUAUACAGGUUUUCUUUACUGAUUACUGACGUGAAUCUGGCGACCGGCUCUCGCACUGCAUGACUGACCCUUAUAAUUCUGAACGCGUGAGAAAGCGACGCGUAUCUCCAAAGU
Filobasidium floriforme is the source of this 2655-nucleotide messenger RNA. Its product is annotated as Fcf2 pre-rRNA processing-domain-containing protein. The transcript is spliced from 4 exons. NCBI's taxonomy places the organism in Eukaryota, Fungi, Basidiomycota, Tremellomycetes, Filobasidiales, Filobasidiaceae. The record is from RefSeq and is a predicted model, not a curated record. The coding region runs from base 131 to 2290 and encodes 719 amino acids.